Messenger RNA from Malus domestica (apple), 1173 nucleotides. Lineage: Eukaryota; Viridiplantae; Streptophyta; Magnoliopsida; Rosales; Rosaceae. The record is from RefSeq and is a predicted model, not a curated record.
AUGAAGAUUGAAGUGAUUGAGAGAGCUUACAUUAAGCCUUCUAUGCCAACCCCACCCCAUCUUUGUAAGCAUGAGUUUUCUUUUCUCGACCAAAUCGCAACACACAUUUUCAUGCCUAUGAUCUUUUUCUACAAUAAUAAUCAUGUUAACGAUGCAAGAACUUAUUCAGAUAAGGUAAAACAAUCUUUAUCUGAGAUCUUAACACAAUAUUAUCCGUUGGCUGGACGUAUCAUUGAAAAUGCCUUCAUCGAUUGCAACGACCAAGGUGCGCCUUACGUCCAAGCCCGAGUGAGGUCCCCACUUUCCGAUGUCAUAUCCGAAGCAGACCCAAACCAGCUCAACAAACUACUCCCAUGUGAACUAGACAAAGUCGGUGACUUGGUUCUUGCUAUCCAAGUCAGCAUGUUCGAUUGUGGUGGCAUGGCUAUUGGAAUUUGCAUUUCUCACAAAGUUGCCGAUGCAUUGUCAUUCAUCACGUUCCUCAACAGUUGGGCGUCGAUAUCUCGUGGAGAUUGCAACAUUACAAAUAGUACAGUCAGUCCUCCAAUUUUUGAUUUGGCCACGCUCUUUCCGCCUAGAAGCAUAUCAGGAUUCAAACCAAGCACUGGGAUCGCUAGAGAAAAAAUCGUCACAAAAAGCCUCCACUCAAGGAAGCCGAACCCCAACACUCUUUACAGAGUGCUUCACACCGUUAACUUGCGGACGAGGAUGGACCCACCACUGCCUGAAUACCAUUUCGGGAACGUGAGCCGGUUUGUCAUGUCCUCGCCGUCGUUUGACGAGGGAGAGGACACGUGUUACGGGAUCGUGAGCCAGAUGAGGCAGGCUAUAAAGACGAUCGACGGUGAUUACAUAGCCAAAAUCAAAGAGGGCAACGAGCUCUUGGAGUUUUUGAAGCAGCGAAUGGAGGAGUUUAUGAAGGGUGAAGUAGCGUCGUUUAGCUUUACCAGCUUGUGCAGGUUCCCACUUUAUGAGACGGACUUCGGGUGGGGCAAGCCUGUGUGGGUCGGGUCGGUCAGCUUUCCAUUUAAGAACCUGGUUAGUUUCAUUGAUGCUGGGUCGAGUGGUGGGAUUGAAGCAUGGGUGAAUUUGAAGGAGGAAGACAUGGCUAAGUUCCAACAUGAUGAGCAGCUGCUGGCAUGUACUUAUCCAGCACAAGAUGCCAAGGUUUAG